This is a messenger RNA of Fomitopsis serialis, 899 nucleotides long. RefSeq names its product EF-hand. The record is from RefSeq and is a predicted model, not a curated record. Gene Ontology annotation, cellular component: intracellular membrane-bounded organelle; cytosol; membrane. The transcript has 6 exons. Lineage: Eukaryota; Fungi; Basidiomycota; Agaricomycetes; Polyporales; Fomitopsidaceae. The coding region runs from base 110 to 682 and encodes 190 amino acids. Gene Ontology annotation, molecular function: calcium ion binding.
GCGGACGCGUCGAGGCCGCCACCUCUGCUAUUAGUGCGUUUAGUGGCCAGCGACCUCGCUGUCUCCUCCGUCAUCUGAACCGCCAGCGCCUCCCUGUACGGCAUAUAUCAUGGGGAAAUCACAGAGCAAGCUAUCCCCCGAGCAGCUCAGCGAUCUCCAGAAGCACACGUAUUUCGAUAAGCGGGAGCUGCAGCAAUGGUAUAAGGGCUUUCUCAAGGACUGUCCUUCUGGCCAGCUAGACAAGGCCGAGUUUGGCCGAAUAUACAAGCAGUUCUUCCCCUUCGGCGACCCUGGCGAGUUCGCGGACUACGUGUUCAACGUCUUCGACGAGAACAAGAAUGGAACAAUUGACUUCAAGGAGUUCAUUUGCGCCCUGAGCGUCACAAGCAGGGGGAGGCUGGACGAGAAGCUCAAGUGGGCAUUUCAACUCUAUGACAUAGACGGAGAUGGGUUCAUCACCUACGAUGAGAUGCUCAAGAUCGUCCAGUCGAUUUACAAGAUGACGGGACAAAUGGUGAAGCUGCCUGUGGAUGAGGACACACCGGAAAAGCGGGUGGAUAAAAUAUUCAGAAACAUGGACCGUGAUAAGGACGCCAAGUUGACCUACGAUGAGUUCGUCGAGGGCAGUAAGCAAGACCCUACAAUUGUCCAGGCAUUGUCACUAUACGACGGGCUUGUAUAAGGCUAUGCCCGGUGCAUGUCCCUUGCAUGCCGCCAAGCUGCCGCACUGCCACGGGCACCUGUAGUCAUACACGACACAUCUGCCCUCACGACGCGUUACGGACACAUCUUGCUCUUUGGACGCACAAAUGUUGUAGGAACAGGCUGUAUUUGGCUCUCACAUAGACGAUAAUGUAUACUUAAUGGUUCACGGGGCUGUCGAGUGGUAGAAGAAAAUA